This is a messenger RNA of Triplophysa dalaica, 3940 nucleotides long. RefSeq names its product integrin, beta 5 (gene itgb5). The transcript is spliced from 15 exons. Gene Ontology annotation, molecular function: integrin binding. Gene Ontology annotation, cellular component: cell surface; integrin complex; focal adhesion. The record is from RefSeq and is a predicted model, not a curated record. Bases 440 to 2854 code for a protein of 804 amino acids. Gene Ontology annotation, biological process: cell-matrix adhesion; integrin-mediated signaling pathway; cell adhesion mediated by integrin. Lineage: Eukaryota; Metazoa; Chordata; Actinopteri; Cypriniformes; Nemacheilidae.
UAAAGUAAAGUGAGGGUCGCGGCAGGCACCCUUUACUGAAUUUCCAUGCUAAAAAACAACUGGAGGAUUUAUUUUAACUGUUUAUAAAUGACAUAAAACUGAAAAGCAAAAUGCCUCCUGUUGAUGAUGGAAGUCGUGGUGGAUGCAAUUCAGUCUGAACUACUGCAACAGACAACAACCAGAGUGACGUUACGACAGUAAAAAAAACCUCAAGUGCGGAUUAUUGUUCCGAGUUGGUGCGGAUUCACUCGUAUGUUUACCAGAUUCAGGAGACAUUCACUUCAGUCAUGUAUGUACCGCUGCAAAGUGGGUGAGAUGGGCAGAGAGAAGAACGGGCAAGGAGUAAGGAUUGCCAUUAAGAAUACAUUGAGAGGUUUCUUGAUGUUUGGAUAAAACCUUUACGUUGAGCGGGAUUGUUGGUUUUUGCGAGGAAGGAAGGAUGUGGAAACUUUGCCCAUUCACACGUCAUCCAGCUCUUCUAGCUUGCAUAGUCAUGGUAAUAUUUAUUUACAAUGUCAAAGGUCUUAAUGUGUGUAUGAGCGGUAGUGCCACAUCUUGUGAGGAAUGUCUUCUUAUUCACCCGAGCUGCGCCUGGUGCGCGCAAGAGGACUUUGGACAAGCGAGAACCUUCACCUCACGAUGUGACUUUAGCCAGAAUUUACUCAAAAGAAGGUGUGAUGCACCUUUCAUAGAGAAUCCGAAGAGUAGCAAAACUCUCCUGAAGAGCAAACCCCUAAGUUCCAAGCAGUCCGGGUCGACCCAGUAUGAUGUCGUCCAGAUAUAUCCACAGAAGAUCUCGCUCAGCUUAAGGCCUGGUGACCAGACCUCAUUUGAGGUACAAGUGCGUCCUGUGCAAGACUACCCUGUGGAUUUGUACUAUUUGAUGGACCUCUCGCUCUCCAUGAAGGAUGAUCUCGACACAAUUCGCAACCUGGGCACCAAACUGGCGGAAGAAAUGAGGAAACUCACAAGUAACUUCCGUCUUGGGUUCGGCUCUUUUGUGGAUAAGAACAUAUCACCCUUCUCCUACACAGCCCCCAAGUACCAGGACAACCCUUGCAAUGGAUACAAGCUGUUCCCAAACUGUGUCCCCACGUUUGGUUUCCGUCACCUCUUGUCUCUUACGGACAAAGUGGAUCGUUUCAACGAAGAAGUGCAAAAGCAGAUGGUUUCGCGAAACAGGGACGCACCGGAGGGGGGGUUUGAUGCCAUUCUGCAGGCUGCUGUGUGUAAGGAGAAGAUUGGCUGGAGGAAGGAAGCCAAUCAUCUUCUGGUGUUUGCCACGGAUGACGUCCCACACUUGGCUUUGGACGGAAAGCUCGGUGGACUCGUGCAGCCUCAUGAUGGACAGUGUCACCUGAAUGACAAGAACGAGUACAGCGCUUCAAACGUAAUGGACUAUCCGUCACUAGCUCUACUGGGAGAAAAACUGGCAGAAAAUAACAUUUUCCUCAUCUUUGCAGUGACCAAAAGACACUAUGUUCUUUACAAGAACCUAACUGCUUUGAUUCCUGGGACUACAGUGGAAAUUCAGGACCAAGACUCUAAAAAUAUAAUUCAGCUAAUUGUCAAUGCAUACAAUAACAUCAGGUCAAAAGUUGAGCUGAGCGUUUGGGAUCAUCCUGAAGAUCUUAAUCUGGCCUUCACUGCCACCUGCCAAGACGGGCGACCCCUGCCUGGCCUCCGCAAGUGUGCUGACCUCAAGAUUGGUGACACUGUCUCCUUCAACGUCACUGUCGAUGCCCGAGGAUGCCCCCCAAAAGGCACCCGGAAGAGUUUCAGCAUCAGGCCAGUUGGCUUCAAAGACCGUCUGGAGGUCUCUGUGGAUUACCACUGCGACUGCAGCUGCACACGUUACACGACAUUCAACAGUAGCCGCUGCAGCUCCGCCGGCACCUACAGCUGUGGGAUGUGCCACUGCGAGCCCGGCUACCUCGGAGCACGCUGCGAAUGCGAGGAGGGCAAGGUCGACCACCAGCAACUCAGCUCCUGCCGUGAAGCCGAGGGCAAGCAGGUGUGCAGCGGCCGGGGAGAGUGCAGCUGUAAGCAGUGCCUGUGCUACGAGUCAGAGUUCGGCAAAAUCUACGGGGCCUUCUGCGAAUGUGACGACUUCUCCUGUGCCCGACACAGGGGAAUACUGUGCUCAGGUCAUGGAGAAUGCCAUUGCGGUGAGUGUAAAUGCCAUGCUGGUUACAUCGGAGACAACUGUAACUGUUCCACAGAAUCGACUUCCUGCAUGUCUGACGAUGGAAAGAUAUGCAGUGGGCGGGGCAACUGCAUCUGUGGGAGGUGCCAGUGCAGUGAGCCGGGGGCAUUCGGGGACACAUGCGAGAAAUGUCCAACUUGUACAGAUGCCUGUGCAACAAAGAGGGAAUGUGUCGAGUGCCGUCUUUUUAACACGGGAAAACUGGCCGAUAACCAGACCUGUCAGCGCAUGUGCAAGGAUGAGAUCGUCAUAGUGGAAACACUCAAACAUGAAGAUCUAAGCGCUGUUGAAUGUGUGUAUAAGACUGAGAAUGACUGCGUCAUGAAGUUUACAUACUCUGAACAUCCCAGUGGCCUGUCUAUCUUAACCGCUCUUAAAGAGCCAGAGUGUGCUGUUGCCCCGAAUGCCAUGACGGUGCUCUUGGGAGUUGUUGGGGGCAUCCUGUUGAUGGGGAUCGUGCUGUUAGCCAUCUGGAAGCUGGUCAUCACCAUCCACGACCGCCGCCAGUUUGCACAAUUCCAAAGUGCACGUUCACGUGCGCGAUAUGAGAUGGCAUCUAAUCCUGUUUAUAAGCAGUCUAUCCCCUGUUACCCAAUGGAGACAGUUUUCCAGAUGCAUACGAAGUCAUGCAAUGGAGAAGUCCACUGAUCGACCUGCAGCUGGAAUGGGGGACAUGGCAGGACCUGUCCAGACUACUGCAUUACAGACAACAUGGACUGUUUUGGUUUUGAGCAUUUUGUGUGUUUGCCUUGCAAACUUUUUUUAGGGUGUUUCCUACAGAUUGGAACUGAUCGUUAUGUUGAAAAAGUUGUUUGCUGAGUAGCAGUAGAGCACAGGACUGGCACUGGAAGAACUUUAAUGGAGUGGAUCCGCCUUUUUUCGGAAACAUCCAUGUGGCAUUGAAGAAAUGGCUUGCUUGAAUUUCAAUCCUGAGUUUCCAUAGCUCUAACAUUACCACCUCCAUAUUAUGAUAGAUUCACAGUGCAUUGUGUUGAAUUGGCAAAGAAGAUAUGUUUAACUGUAUAUUUUUUAACAGUUUGCCAACUCCCACAAAUUAUGAAUGAGUUCAACUUAUUUGCAACAUGUCAUAAAGUUUGUACAAACUCAAAAAUUUGCUACAUUUUGCAUCAACUCUUUGAUAAACAGAUGGGUACUAACUAACCAGAGCAAUAAUUUGUCUAACUCCCGUUUUGGACAUUUUGUAUUUGAUAAAGGUUCAUAAAGAAUGUAAUGCAACUCUAGAAUACCCGUCAUUUGUGUAUGCAUUCUUUGCCACACUUUUGCACAUUUUCUUGAUGAUUUUUAACUGUAUAGUGUAUAAAAUUGGCUGCUGAUGCUUUUUUAGUGUCUUAGAAAGAAAUCGGGUUUCUUUCUGGAAUAGUUACAUUUAGGGCAUCUUGAGAGUGUUUUAAAUUGAUGUUCUGCACCAUCAGAACCUGAACUAAGUAAAAAAAUCUAGCUACUAACCACCUGUUAAGAGUGAUUUCUCUAACACAAAAGACAUUAGUUAACUAGUCUUUACAGGUCUUGGAGCACAAAUCUUUUUGAUGCUAAACAAACACAGCAGGGAAUGCCAUAGCCGUACUUCAUGGGAAAACCUGACUUUAUACUGAAACUAGCCAUCUGAAGCCCUUGAUCUAUGACAGCUGUGCACCUGGAUUGUCUUAACAGGUUCAUGUGUGCUUAACUGUCGGUCCUAUUCUCCAGUGACUAAUAAAAACGUGAUCAAAUAUG